AUGACAUCCCUAAUCGGUGAACAUGAUGUGGUCAUUGCGAAAGGCAGAGGGGGUAUUGAAAAUCAGGGAUACAAGGAAUAUAGUGAUUUGAUCACAGAAAACUGGGAAGAGUACCACAAUUCUGACAAGAACGACGUGAAGGCUGUUAUUGUAGCAACAAUCAUCAAGAGUAUUCGGGACCGUGGGGGGAAGUUCUUGAAGCCUGCUUCCAAAGGAAAAGAUGAGGAAAAGAAGUACAUAGAAUUGAAAGGAGAAGACCUUGAACAUGCAGUACAACACAGGAUGCGCUACCAAACCAAAAAAAAAGGGAAAACAAGCGGUGAACAAGGCCAAUCAGAGGUGAAUCAAUUGAAGGAACUGUGUCAAACAUUGAUGCAACAAAUUCAAACAAUGCAGCAAAAAAUACAAAAAUUAGAAGAAAAUUCGGAAACAUCCCAAAGGUGCUUGCAUAUUCUUUGCACCGAGUACAAGGAACAACAUGAUCUUAAAAAAGGCAACAGUACAUCCAAUUAA
Messenger RNA from Cylindrotheca closterium, 513 nucleotides. NCBI's taxonomy places the organism in Eukaryota, Bacillariophyta, Bacillariophyceae, Bacillariales, Bacillariaceae. The record is from the annotation of a GenBank genome assembly.